Molecule: messenger RNA, 1612 nt
Organism: Anopheles nili
Lineage: Eukaryota; Metazoa; Arthropoda; Insecta; Diptera; Culicidae
Gene: nvd
Product: cholesterol 7-desaturase nvd
Exons: 4
Coding region: 1-1383 (460 amino acids)
Biological process (GO): chlorophyll biosynthetic process; cholesterol metabolic process
Cellular component (GO): chloroplast
Molecular function (GO): chlorophyllide a oxygenase activity; 2 iron, 2 sulfur cluster binding
Source: RefSeq, a predicted model, not a curated record
AUGGAGCAGCUCGGUUCGAUGAUGGAGCACCGGUUGAAGGCGUUGGCAAGCUGGAUGGCCUAUGCCGGGAAUGGUACGUUCGAGGGCUUCCUUGGAGGACCUGGAGUCGCGCUCCUGCCCGCGUGGUCCUGGCCCGGCGGGUUCUGGUUCGGUGUGAUCACGCUCGCCCUUGGAUACGGUCUGUACCUACUCUACUACCCUGUGUUCGUCUGGAAGCGGGACCUCACCGACAUCGGGUACAACAACGUGCUGGACGCGGCAGGGAUUGGGAAGCGCGAUCGUCGCCGUGUGGAGGCGAUCAACCGUGCUAGACGGCUGCGUAGGGCCGGAGAUCGUUUGCCUCCACCGUACCCGAAUGGGUGGUUCUCGGUGCUGGAAUCGGAGUCCCUGGCACGCGGAGAAGCACGCAGUGUGGACUGCCUCGGGCAGAACCUGGUCGUGUUCCGGACGGCGUCUGGCGAGGUGAGUGUCCUGGAUGCGUACUGUCCACAUCUUGGGGCGAAUCUAGGUGUUGGAGGUAUCGUCCGCGGUGACUGCAUCGAGUGCCCGUUCCAUCACUGGUCGUUCAGCGGACGAGAUGGUCAGUGCACGAAUGUCCCGUACAGCAAAACAGGUACCGUACCACGGGUGGCCAAGCUGCGCAAAUGGCGCUCACUCGAGGUGAACGGUUUCAUCUUUGUGUGGCACCACACGGACGAGGGUGUUGAACCGUGGCCGGUUAACGUUGUGCCGGAGAUCGAGGAUGGGCGGUGGGUUUACUACGGCAAGAAUGAGUUCCUCGUGAACUGUCACAUCCAGGAUGUGCCGGAGAAUGGAGCUGAUGUAGCGCAUUUGGCCGCCGUUCACGGACCGAACAUGCUGUCUGGGAGUGACAUACGGUAUUCGAGAGCAGCUUGGGCUGAUUUUGGCAUGCACUCGUGGCUCGCGAGCUGGAAGGCACCGGAGGAGGGCGAACCGGCGCACAUCGCCAAGAUGGAUCUGGUGCAUUCGUUCCGGAUCUUCAACAAGCUCGAGGUGGGUCGGAUUGACGUUCGAGCGCUCCAGAUUGGUCCCGGGUACGUUCAGCUGCUCAUGAACACCGGUAUGGGUCCGUUUGUCGUCCUGCAGUCGGUCACACCGGUCGAACCGCUCGUGCAGAAGGUCAUCCAUCGGUUCUACGCGCCACGAAACCUCUGGAACGCGAUCUUCCAGAAGUUCGCAAUCUGGGCGGAAAGCGUCAUGUUCGAGCGAGACGUUAUGAUCUGGAACCACAAGCAGUUCAUCGACAAUCCGCUGCUCAUCAAGGAGGACCGUCUGAUCAAGAGCUACCGGAAGUGGUACAGCCAGUUCUACGGCGAGAAUAGCGUUAGCUUCGCGAUGGCAAAGGAAAAGCUGGAUUGGUGAGCGGCAGAGGUGAAUCAAAAUGGCGAGCGAACGAAAGCGAAACAUAUUCGAUGCAGUGAUCUUUUUGUACUUAGUGCGUUAGACAUCGACGUUAGGUUGAAUCUGGACUAGGGCUCGUUAACUGGCGCCGAAAUCCCCAGGGGGCGUACCGGCGUAGAGAACGCUUUGGGAAAGCUUCUAGAAUACUUAGUUACCGUGUUAGAGAUAGGAUUACGAUCGUAAUAAAGAU